Molecule: messenger RNA, 591 nt
Organism: Neltuma alba
Lineage: Eukaryota; Viridiplantae; Streptophyta; Magnoliopsida; Fabales; Fabaceae
Product: heavy metal-associated isoprenylated plant protein 24-like
Exons: 2
Coding region: 101-550 (149 amino acids)
Molecular function (GO): metal ion binding
Source: RefSeq, a predicted model, not a curated record
UUAUUUAAUUAUCUAUAGUUUUAGGCAGGCCAUCUGUUCAUAUUAAUCUUGCUUGCUAGUUUAGUUACUUGUGAUUUGUGAAUCGAGGGAGACGCAGAAAAUGGGUGUCGAAGGCACUUUAGAGUACUUGUCGAAUUUACUCAGCAGCGUCAAGAAGAAGAAGAAGAAGCCAACCCAGACCGUAGCUCUCAAAAUCAGAAUGGACUGUGAAGGCUGUGCACGUAAGGUGAAACGUGUGCUCUCCGGCGUUAAAGGAGCGAAGUCAGUGGAGGUAGACUUGAAGCAGCAGAAAGCGACGGUGACGGGAUAUGUGGAGGCAAAGAAAGUGCUGAAGGCAGCUCAAUCGACGAAGAAGAAGGUGGAGUUGUGGCCGUAUGUUCCGUACAAUCUGGUGGCUUAUCCCUAUGUGGCUCAUGCCUAUGAUAAGAAGGCGCCUCCUAAUAUGGUCAGGAGCGUUCCUAAUACUGCCACCAUAUCUGAAACCACCAUGGACGACACAUACACCCUAUUCUUCAGCGACGAAAACCCAAAUGCUUGCUCCAUCAUGUAAGGCCAUACUUUAUUCCAAGCAAGGCUCUUGAGAACCAGUAA